AUGGAGUCUGGAGGGGUAUUGGCCGUGAUUUUAGUACUAAUACAGGGUAUCCUCAGUUUGCCGAUGUCCGGGAACGGCUGCCUCGGGACGAACGUGUACAGUCCUUACGGCUCAUCCCUUUACAUUCCCACAGUAGCGACCGGGAACGGCCAGGCCACGGUCACCUCCUUACCGAAUUGCUUUAGCCCCGCAACGGGGUUUCCGGACUACGGCUCCGUCCGCACUAACCAAGUGACACCCCUGGUCACCGAGAUCGUGCCUUCUCUGCAGUUCGGUGACAUUUCGGUCACAGGGGACAUGCCGAUAGGCGGCACGAUAAAAGUGAGCGGUUGCUUCCCGGUUUACGGCACGGUCGCCGUCGAUGGUAACAUGCCGUCUUCGGGUAAGGCUGUCAUAAAUACUGGCGGUGGUUUCGUCACUCAAUACAUAGAUCCGUCAUGUGGAUGUGGACGUCUAUAG
Molecule: messenger RNA, 459 nt
Organism: Bombyx mandarina (wild silkworm)
Lineage: Eukaryota; Metazoa; Arthropoda; Insecta; Lepidoptera; Bombycidae
Source: RefSeq, a predicted model, not a curated record